AUUUAAUGUCUUUAAUUGUUCGAAAUAUAUCAAGUUUAAGGGAAGAAUGGAAAUAGUUGGUAAAAAAAAAGAUAAAGAAAAGCAAAAGAAAGAAUUAAUAUACAUAAGCAUAUUAAUUUGGCAACAACACAAACAAUUAAAACUAGAAAUCAGAUAUUCUUCUAAUAGUUAAGAAUAUUCCAUAAACAAUACCAAAUAAAAAUAUUUUUAGACUUAAAACAAACAUUCAGUUUUCAAUAAGUAUAAAUAAUGAAUUUUCAAUGGGAUCACUCUCUGUUGAUCCUCAUUCAAACAAUUAUUAGGUUGUUAGAAUUGAUAAAAGGAAAAACCUUACUAUUUUAACCUUAGAUCAAAUAAAUAGACCUAUAACACCAUCAGAAGUGCUUUAUAAAAUGUUUAAAAGUAGAAAUGAAUAAUUAGCUGAAGCAUUUCAUCAAUAUGAUUUAAGGAAUCUUAAUAUUUCUAAAUUUGAAUUAAAUUAAGUUUCAGAAAUGAUAGAAUAUGAAUAAAGUAUAAAAUUUUUACCAUAUGCAUGUUAUGUAUAAAUAUACGAGAAUGGGAUGUGGAGAACAUUUCAGAAGAUCUUCAAUUAGAAAAUGCUUUGGGUAUUAGGAAUUUCUGAAGAAAUGCUUAUUCAUUAUUGUAAUGAAACUAAAUUAAUUCCGAUAAGUGCUUAUUUUGAUCCAUCAGAUGAAUAACUUAAAGUAUAUUACAAAAUAUUUUGUGGGAGAGUAAAAUAAAUUGAAUCAAAUAGAGAUUACAUAAAUUAUAAUGGGGAGAGGUUUACUGCUGCUUUAAAAAUACGAAGUUUUUUUAUUAAGGAUGAAGAUAAGGAUUAAUUAUUUGAAUAUACAUAUUGUGUAACAGAUUGUGAAAAUAAGUGGAUGUCAGAAGAUAGAAUUAGAUUAAAUUAAAUAGAUUAUUUUAAUAUGAAGCCUAGUAAUUCUACAACAGAUGAAUCUUCAUAUAUGGAGACAUAGAAGAGAUGUGGAUUUAAGUAUAUUGAAUGA
Molecule: messenger RNA, 1010 nt
Organism: Paramecium sonneborni
Lineage: Eukaryota; Ciliophora; Oligohymenophorea; Peniculida; Parameciidae
Source: the annotation of a GenBank genome assembly